CUGCCGGCCCGCCUGCCUGCCCGCCUCGGGCUCUCCCUGCGGGGCGGUAGGGGGAGUGGGGCUGGAGGAAGGGAGGGAACAGAUGCGGCCUCCGAGCGGAGACCGGUUCCGCGCGUCCUAAGCCGAGGCCCCUGAGCCGGCGCCGUAACCGCGAGGGACGAAGACCAGCGCGGAGCAGCGCCCGCCCGGCCCCGGAACGCGCGCCCCGGCUCGCCGCCCAGACACGGACGGCACGGUCCGCCCCGGCCCGAGUGCCGCGCGGUCUCAGACCGGCCGGCGACCUCGGCGCCUCCGCAAUCCCGGCCGGCUCCCGCGCGGGCCCCGGCGCUCCUCUCCGCCGCCGCCGCCGCCGCCUGUGCCUCUGCCUCCCCCUCUACUCCGCUGCGUCGGCGACCCCACCCCGGACCCCGGACCCGACCCCGCCCGCGGCCCCGCCAAACUCGGCCGCGGCCCGGGCCCUGGCCCCGGAGGCCCAGCCGUGGGUACGAUGCUGCCCAGCUCCAUCCAGAUAUCGGGGGAGCCGCUGUCAGGCGCCGAAGUGCGGGACAUCUGCCGCGGCCUGCGCGACAACGCCGUGCGCCUGCUCUCACUGCGCGGCUGCCGUCUUUGCGACCGCGACUUCGGCCGCAUCUGCCGGGCCCUGGCCGGGGCCACGUCCCUGGCGCAGCUCAACCUUAACCUGGGCGUCGUGUCCAGCCCCAGCCGCAUCAAGCAGCUGGCGGAGGCGCUGCGGACCAACCGCUCCAUCCAGUCCCUCUUCCUGCAUGGGAGCCCUCUGACAGAUGCGGGGCUGGCCUUGCUGAAUCCAGCUCUGGCCCUCCACCCUGCCCUCGUGGCUCUGGACCUGGGGGACUGCAUGCUGGGUGAUGAAGCCAUCAACCUCAUCUGUGGCCUUCUCCCCCCUGAUGGGGCCAAGUCUGGUGACCACGUGGCAGCGAUGCUGGCUGUAGCUGUGGCCUCCAGCCGCACCUUAGAGGUCCUAGACUUGGAGGGUACAGGGCUCACCAACCAGUCAGCUCAGACCCUGCUGGACAUGGUGGAAAAUUACCCCACAGCUUUGCGGAGUCUGGUGUUGGCUGAGAACAGCAUUAGCCCGGAGCUGCAGCAGCAGAUCUGUGACCUCCUCUCUGAGGGGGAGGAGGAGGAGGAGGUGGCAGGAGGGGCUGGCGACACCCAGGAACGAGAGAGAGGGCGGGAGCCUGCUGCCCACCAGAGGGGCAGUAGCUCCUGGAUGUGCCCCAGUGAUCCCAGCUCUCAGAUGGUGCUAAUGACGUCAGGACUAGGGGACAGUCUGUUGGCUGAGACGGAGAUGUGACUCUCCAUUCAGGCUUCUGCGCGUCAUUACAUUUGCAUCUCCAGCACUUUGCCCCAGACGUCAGGGUCAGGCCCUGGGGCUUAGGAGGGUGGGGGGUUGGUGUGCCUGGGGCUCUGGCAGCUCCUGGCAGCAUGGUGGGAGGCUCUGGAAGCUGUGACUAAACAAAAUCGUUGGGGGCACUGGAACCCAAGGCAAUGCUGGACUUGUGGGCAGCUCUGGCUGCAGCCCGCUGGCUCGGAAGAGAUUUUAUGAACUCGACAACCUGACGUGUGGCUCUGGUCACUGGGGGCUGGUAGCGAGGGAGGAAUUGGAAUUACCACUACACAUCACUAGGAGGCAGUGCCACCCCACGGCCCAAGCUCCAGGCGGCGUCCACUGGCCCCAAAUGUCUCAAACAGGUCUGGCUCAGGUCUCUGACUUACAGGACCUGGGGUUCUGGGGUGACACCUUACACAGGCCCUGUAAGGAUCGUAACUGAGGUAAAGAGCCCCCCCGAGCUGGGCUGGACUCUACCUCAAGGAGAGACUCAGGGGCCCUGCCAGGGUUACUUGAGGUACACCCUCUCCCUCCACCUGAUGCUCUGUGCACAGGGAAGCCCCAGGCAGAACAG
This is a messenger RNA of Aethalodelphis obliquidens (Pacific white-sided dolphin), 1925 nucleotides long. RefSeq names its product leucine rich repeat containing 73 (gene LRRC73). NCBI's taxonomy places the organism in Eukaryota, Metazoa, Chordata, Mammalia, Artiodactyla, Delphinidae. The transcript has 5 exons. The record is from RefSeq and is a predicted model, not a curated record. Bases 488 to 1315 code for a protein of 275 amino acids.